CCAGUCUGAUUGGAGAGCUCCACCAACUCACCUUCCCUAGAUAUGUUGACAUAUAUUUGUCAGUCAAGGUCGACUACUACUACGCCUGGCCAUUGUUAACACCAGGUGGCAGUGUGUUAGUCACUGUAGCUCCGGAUUAGAACACAUGUGAGUUUCGACCAACACUACUCUGCUGUAGGUUUGUCAUCUAAGUGGGAAAUAUCAAAACUGUGCAGAAAUAAGGGAUAUAUGUCCUCUGCAAGGUGGAUUAUUCCCCAAACUAAUUUCUGAGGAUUUCCAGGAGUGUAACAUAUGGUAUGCUGUACAUGGAAGAAAUGAGCUGAUUGGCGUCCAACUCGAGAUAAAGUUGUUGAAGAAUCAGAUAAGCCCUCUAAGUCCUUAUUACAGGUGGAUUAGCAUGAAGGAGGCACAGUGAGAUUUCUCCUGGAAUACUGUUCGACAGGCUCACAACAUACGGGAAUCACUUCUGUUCCUCCGAGGAAGUGGUGGGAGUUAAAUGAAUGUUUCAUCCCAAAGGUCAUAAGGUCAAUCUCAUAUAUUUAUGAGAUCAUUAUAAAAGAGGAAAAAAAAUAUUUCAAAGGGAAAUAUUUCCUAUAUUAAUCAGUGUUUAACGAUGUCUAUAGCUGGUGAAUCGUGUGGUUGCCAGCAGAAAUUUUCAAAACGCCAGGGAAAUAUAACAUCAAGGACACUAAGUGUAUCAGUCAAAAUGGAAUUAUUUGUACUUGUGGUUCUGGUGGUACUUGGUUUGUGCUCAGGACAGAACAUGAAAGUUGAUGUGGAGAACCUCCUGAAUUCCUUGGACGAGGGAUCUAGAAAGAUGCCGGUAGCUCUGAAUUGGGGAAUAGCAGAUAGCUCAGCGAUUAUUGGAAAAUUGUUCAAUUAUGCCAUUCCUUCGGAUGCAUUUAAAGGGGAUAUAAUUUCUUAUAAGGUUACAGAGGCAGGAAAGGACAAACUACCAGCAUGGCUCCACUUUCAAGAAUCCACUCGACAGUUAAAAGGUAUACCAACACCUUCAGAUGUCGGCCAGCAAUAUCUUGAGGUCGUUAUUGGUGGUCAUGACAACUCACAAGCCAAAGAUGUGUUCUCAAUAUCAGUGACUGGUGAGAAUCCUGCAGAAUUUGUCAUGCAGCCUCUACCCAACGAAUCUGGACGACCCAACACAGUCAGGUGUCGUCGUGACCUCCGGGAAACAGCGGUUACUGUUGUCUUGGAUACUGAUCUUGAUCAACUGAGCUCUCAAGAGAGAAUCCAACUGAUGGAAGAUAUGACGAAAUUCCUUCCACUUAAUCUAGACAUGUUGAAACUUCUCCCUGUAGGAAACAAACCUUUCAUUGACAACAAUGCACUGGUUGCUGGACCCGGUGACGUAAAAACUCCUACAAAGUCUGGUGCAUUACUAUCCUGGCUCGUUGGAUGUGGUGAGGUCAAUAAGGAUCACAUGCCUGUUAUCAUGGAUGUCGAGCCUAAAGCUAAGGAUGGUAGUAUGUCUAAAGCUCUCGGCCAGUCCAUUAUUGGCUGGCAUGUCACCAAUACUGAGCAACAAGCUAAACUUCGACGCCGCAGACAAGUCAUUCGUGCUACAGCUACUCCAGGUCUUACUCAGGCCCCUCCUACUGAUCUUCCAUCCCAGAGGAUACCGGUGAAAGGAACAGACACAGACACAAUGAUGAGAUCUGUUCCAGUUAUGAAAUCACCUAUGUUCACCGUAACACCUGAAAUUAAGCCAACUAAGACUGCAGAUAUGCCAUCAGCCAGUCCAGAAGACCAUGGGCAUGAUCAUAGUCACAUGAUGACCAAACUACCAACACCAGAACCUACAACAAAGAAAUCAAUGACUGAUAGUGUUAUUGCACCCUCAGCGAAGCCUGAAUCUGAGCCUGAGCCAGAACCGUGGGCAACAGAGAUCUUGCCUACAAAGACAUACAUGAUGACUGAUGCCCCAACAAAGAUUCCCAGACCUGUCGUCACAGAUGCCCCGCCGUAUUGUCCACCCGACGAUCAGCCAAGGAGUCCCUUCAAGAAAAACAGGAUGGCUCCAAUUUACUUCACUGCUGGACAGUUUGCAGAAUUUGCCAUCCACAAUGAUUUGUUUUUCGAUUGCAAGGAUGGUGAUACCAGGAGCCUCAGGUUAGAUCUGUUCAAAGGAGACAAUGAAGUGCUUGCCAGUAAACUCCUGGGUUGGACUUAACACAAAGAAGAUGGAACCUGGGUUGUACAAGGACUUCCAAUGAACCUGAACGAGGGAACAGAGAGUUACAGACUGACAGCCAUGAACACCAUGGGAACGUCACCAGCUGUCGAGAACUUUAUCAUUGUCGUUCUUACACAAGACGGUAUCUCGUACGAUAAACCCACACACGAAAUAGCCCUCACCCUCAAUAAUGACUUUGACACUUUCAAUUUCACUGAUAGGCUGAUGCUGAUGAAGAAAAUUGCUAGAGUAGCAGGUGAUGGAAAUCCAGACAACAUUGAGGUUCUUCGUAUUGCAAAGGGCUCUGUUAUAUACUCAUGGACAAAUUCUUCACUGCCGAGAGAUUCAUGUCCUUCUACAGAAAUUCAAACCAUGACUGGGAAAUUCUUACGAGAUGAUGGUACAUUAAGGAAAUCCGCAAGGAACAGGCUGGCACCAUACAAACUCACCGGGGUAGAGUUGGCCCCAAAAGGAGCCUGUAUGAACGAUCCAAACUUCCCAACUCUCGGAGUCAAACAGCAACCAACUCCCGAACCUGAACCCCAACCCGAACCAUCUAAGAAACCAUUUGUUCCUGAAGAACCACCAUAUAAUGUGGAGACAACUACCCCUGAACCAGAAGUAGAUCCUGGCAAAGCUGCUCAAGGUGAUGAUGACGAAGUCUGGAUCACAACGGUUGUACCUGCUGUAGUUAUAGUAGCCAUUUUACUCAUCGCCCUCAUCAUCGCUUGUAUCCUUUACAGGAAGAAGAGGAAGGGGAAAAUGUCUCUAGAGGACAAAAAUACUUUCGUGAACAAAGGUGCACCUGUGAUUUUCCCAGAUGAAUAUGAUGAAAAGCCAAAUGAUUCGACCAAACCUCUUAUUAUGGAAGAUGAGAAACCCCCAAUGCCUCCACCGGAAUACACUAGGGCAUCCAGUGAAAGUUCAAGGUCAUCUGGGGACAAUAAAAAUGACAAUGAUGUAGCGGAGGAACUAGAAAUGAAUGAGCCAGAUGUUAAUUCUCCUCUUUAUCAACCACCACCCCCAGUGCCUGCCUCUGGUGGUAACAAACAACCACGCCCACACGUGACACCCGCCUACAAAAACCCUGCCCCAUAUGUGCCUCCUUAAGACUGGCCAAUUCUCUCCAAGAAGGAUUACAAUUAAUGUGUACAAUUCAUAGUUCUACAAUUGGUAUGAAUGAGGUGCUUGGAAUGCAUGUCUUGACUGAUUAUACUUACGUUGAGGGUUAGGACAGGGUGUGACUGCGGGAUCGUGUGGAAGGAGUUCUGUGUUAUGUGUCUGCUGCUGAAGUCACUGGGAUAUAUACGCAUCACCAGGACUCCGCCGUGUUAAUAUAUACUUGUAUGUAACAAAUUGGCCUUAUUAGAAAUCAUAUUGAUCUACCAAUCAUUGUGCUAGCUGACCAAAAUAUGCUGACUCAUGUGUGCUUAUCCUGACCAACAGAAAGACAAUUCCAAUGUGGUGCGCAUUGUCAAAGCAUUCGUACAUAAAUCAAGUUCCUGAUAUGUGUGCACGUAUCUGGCUAUGUUAGGCUUAAAAUGUUGAUCAUGUGAUCUGUCUGUUCGCCUGUGCCACAUUUACCUCACCCUGCCACCCCUAAAUGACUACAGUGGAAUAAGCUAUUACAUGAAAGAGUUCAUUUCCACAACUGAGGGGUGAGAGGUGUAUGACUGUUAUGUCUAUAUCAAGAACUUGGUCAGUGAUGCUUGGAAAUUAAAGGUGUGUGACAUUAUUAUUGAUAUGAUGAUGACACUGAAGUGGAUUGGGAUUGAUUCGAUUUGUGUGCAGAUUGCAGUUGAUAUGAUAAUGACGUGUGCUUGGAUUGCAAUUCAUGUGAUGAUGAACAGGUGUGGAUUACGAUUAUAAUGUGAUGAUAUUAAGGGGCGUGGUCUUGUUUACCAAGUCUUUAGUACAGUCAUUGGUGCUACAGUUAGUAUUGGGACAGUUGUCAUGGUAACAGUACUGGGUUGCCAAGGAAACUGGGCUAGUCACAUUAUGAAGAUUUCAGCUUAUUUUUAUUAUUCUUGUUAGCAAACAUUUUACUAUUCAUUGAGGAAGUUUGAAGAAACAUGUGAUUUAAUUAUUGCCCUGUAAACCUGUGGCAGUGUCUGCAGUACAGUGAACGACAAAUCCGCUGUUGGUAGUCAUUGUCAAUUUUCGUGAUCAGCAUCUCUCACAUAGGACUUACAGCCAUAUGCGAGUUGAGAAUAGUGACUCUCGAAGGAUACAUAUCUGGUGUUUUGCCAGCCGUGUAUAGUAUUGGAUAGUAAUUCCGGAAUACCUAGGUAACACUAUUGUUUCAAUUACCAUGUAUGUAAGGAAACACAGACUUAUACUACCAUAUGUUCUAGGCUUCUAGCAUUGAAUAUGGCAUAAAGGAAAUAGAGUUUAUAUAUAGAUAACAUGUUGUAAGAAAUCAUUCAAUGCAAUUUUAUGGAUAUUUUUUCUGUUUGUGUAUCAGUCACUUCAAAAGGUAUCUAAGUGUACAGGAUAUGUUUUUCUUUUGUUUACAGUAAAUUGUAUUUAUAUAACCACCAAAAGUCACUGUAUAAAUAUAGUUAAAGGGGAAAUCUAAACAGGAAAUAUUUGAUUGUCAUUUUGUCUAUUGUCACCCUUGACUGUAAUCCUUGUUUGAGGUCAAGGUCACUCUUUUUUUAGCUAGAUAUAUGAAGGUCACUGGUAAAAAAGUUCUGAUUUUAAGGUUGUUAUUCCCCAAUAUCUCCCUGUUUAAUAGGAUCAUUCCGUUAGUCUGUGGUAUACCUGAUCAUGAGGAUUCGGUCUGUCCACUGGAAUAUGUAAAUGCCCUCAUCAAAUAAUUAUUUCUUCUUUGAUUUAAGUGCUAAUUAGAAUAUUGAUUAUUUAUUUAGUAAUUAACCAAUCACCUUAAUCAAGUAUAGAUUUUAUUUUCUUGACUGAUAGUGUCAGAAUUUUGAAUAUUUGUUAUUUUAGAAUAUCAUGUCAAAUAGUAUUUAGUGUUCACAUUUAAGUGUUUAAACAGUUUCCAUGGAAACCUGACCAGGGUCUAUAUUCAUGAACAAUUCUCAUUUACUCGAGCAUAAAUUUUGUGAUCAAGCAAACUAACUUUUUUGCUGAAAUUAUUCAACACAGCCAAAAAGCUAAGCAUAGAAAACAGUGUUGAUUUAUUUCAAGUCUUCAAAGUAUUAGUUCUUCCAGGGUCAUUUAAGGUUUUGGAAGAAUUAGGCUGGAGAAGGAAGCAUGGUAAUUAGAGUUAAUGGGAUCAGUUUGUGAAUAUGGGCCCUGAUGUGAGGAUUGUGUUUGGAAUAUGAAAAUAUUUACUGUAGUUUAGUAGUAGAAAUAGUCAUCAUAUUUGAUGAAUGUUUAAUUUUGUAUGAAUAUUGUAGCUAUAUAUGUACAUGUGUCUGCUGAUGACAAAGAAAUAUAUGUCGAGAUAAAAAAAAAGUUAGGUAAUACCAGUCGCUUGAUUUGUGUAUGUACAAUAGUUUUGUCCUCGUAAAUACUCAAGCUCCAAAUCAGGGAUGGUUUCAGUUAAUAUUGUGGGUAAUUGUCAUUUCCACAGAGAAAGGUUGCCAAAGUCAUAUAGAGUCACAUUUUAAUAUGUAUUUCCUAUUUCCUUUAGAUAAAACGUCCUUAAUUGACAUGGGGAAUUAAAAACCCAGUAUUUUCAAAUCAGAAAUGUGAAAAUUUCAAUAUUUGAUUAGUUUCAGAAGUUUUGAUAUCCAGAAUUCAAUUAUUUUGUGUAAAUAAAUGAGUUCUUGUUAUCAAUGAUUAUUACUUGGUUAUUAUGUCAAGAAUUCUCUUGUUAAUAGACGCAUAAUUUCUUGCUGAAAAAAAGUCAACACUUUUAUAUCAAGAAAAGAUUUAUGGAUAUUUGAAGAAAAGGUAAUAAAUAGUUCAAUGAUGGCUCAUCAUAAUACAUUUUGUCCGGUAAUACAGCUUACAUUUAUCAGUGGUCUUUAAAAAUCUCAUUCUACCCCCAUAAAUUGGUACAUACAAUUGAAGGCUAAUCAAACGUAAACACACAGUUCUAUGGGCAUGAAGAAUAAAUGAAAUCUUUGUAAACUUUUUGGAAGGAUAAUCAUGUUCUUAGUAGAAAUGGUGUAUUUUUUUUGCUUUUUUUUUUGUAUUUUUUUUAAGAACUUUAAUUAACUUUUUUUUUUUUUAGAAUCUUAAUUACCAUUUAUCAGAAAAUUAUGUCAGCUUUUUAAUCUUUCUAGAUUUUAUGGAGAAAUGUAUGUGGAUGACGAAAUCCAUUGUUCAUAAUGCUAAAACCACUUAUGGCCUUAUAUUGUAGACAGUUGGAAUGGUUUAUCAAUUCUGUUAUAGCAAUCUCUGAAAUAGAUAGGAAAAUGCUUCAUUUUGAUUAGUGUACUUACAGAGUGUAUUGGAGAAAGAUCAAAUAUGAGGUUGGCUUCGUAAUGUAACCGUACUGUACGUUGCAUUUAAACUUGGGAGAUGUCUGUGCUGAAGGUUUUCUCACCCUAUUUAUUAACAUUGUGUGUGGUAUGUUUAAAAUGAAUGGAAGCAUAUGAAUGUUAUCAAUUCAAAACUAGUCAAAAAUGAUUCUUUUCAGAGAAAUUUUAAAUCCUUUUGGCAUGAACAGGUUAGAAUUCAGAUGGUUUCAUUAUUGUUUAACAUUAUUUUACAUAAUUUCAUAGAGUUUUGUACAUUUAUGAAGAUCAGAAAUAUUGAUUCUUUUAUAAUUUCAAAACUUAUUUUCUCAUGGAGCACUGAGCUAUUUAUGACGAAAAAUUUCAUUGAGGUCUAAUUAUCAAAAUCAAAACAAAUUUGUUGUGUUUUAGCAGAUUGUAAUAGAAUGAUUGAACUGAGAGUGCUAUGUAAAUGUAGAUCUAUUGAAUGCAGACUCUUGUGUAAAUGAAAAUGUGUGAUGGAAGUAUCAAGUGUGGAUGUCCUAAGAAUUAAGUCAUUCUUUGUUGUCAAACUGUACAACAUUGAGCCUUAUUUGUUUUUCCAUAGUGACAAAGUAAAAUAUGUUGGCAAUGAGCAUAUGCAUGUAGACUGCAGAGUUACUUUCAUUUUACAUAUAUAGAUAGAUAGAUUAUAUACAUGUAAUACAUUACAUCUAAAUUUUUGUUGCUAGCUUGCAUCAUACAUAUUGAUGGUGAAGUAUUUAUAUUUACUUUCAUUUUACAUGCAUAUUACAUUACAUCACCAUUGCUAGGUAAUUUACCUAAGGUUUAUCAGCCAAUGGAAAGACCAGUGUGAAAUUACUUUUGUUUUACAUGCAUGUGGCAUUACAUACCAAAAUACUACAUGUAGUAGGUCACCUGGCUAUAUAUACAUAAUAACUGCAUAUGGUUACUUUCACUUUACAUGCACAUUGCAUCACUAUUGCCAGGUACAUUAGGCUCUGUAUAUCAACUAAAAAAAAGAUACUUUCAUUUUACAUAUACAAUACACUAUGUCACUGUUGCUCAUAUAUGGCUGUGUAUGCCCUAUAUAUACGGUAUAUAUAUAUGUAUACCACAUUAUUCCAAGUACAAUGCCCCAUGAGGCUCUUACCUUUGUAUAGUCUUUAUGUUGUCGCUAAAGCCAGAAUGUUUUGUUUAUUUCCCUCGUAUUUGUGUAUGUGCACUGUUUGUACUGAACUUCAAUAUGUCACUAUUCAAAUUUUGUUUACCAUGAUAGUUAACAUAUUAUCUAAAUAGAAAACUUCAUGAAUUUGGCAAUCAUUCUCCACAUUCAUGAAAGCUAUUAGUUUAAAUUGAGUUAAAGAAAUGUCUGUAAUUUAAACAAAAAGUACAAAUUAGUUUUAAACAAUGUUUUUUUUUAAAUGGAAGAAUGACUUGCACAGCUAUAUUGACCAAAAUAUACCCUUCCCCUCAGUUCUUGUGAUGAAGACAUGGGUGGGGUCAGUGAUGUGAAAGAUAGGGAGUCUUGAGUUAAAUAUUUAUUUAAAUAUUCAUCAUAUAGAAGUACCUGUGUAUGUUACUUUACAUAUAUAUUACAUGUACACAUAUAUGUGCCAUGCCAAAUCAUUACAAAUUAUUAGGAAAUAUUUUUUUUCCGAAAUUCAUUCUAUCUUUCUUUCACCAAAGCUGAACUCUUUGCAGUUAAUAUUGGAGAAACCAAAAUUGAUUUGAGUAUGAAUAUUCUUUUCUUUUUUUUCCCCCUUUUUUUGUGUGGGUCAAAUUAGAUGUUAAUUUUAAACAUUUAAACAUACAAACAUGUAUUUUUGAUGUAAUACAAGGUAUAUCAUUAAUUUUGACAGUUCUACUUGAAAGCUUGAUAUUUCCAAAUUCUUUUAUUUGAUGAAUGUAUGUAAAUGUUAUGUUCUGUUACAAAAUACUUCAACUAUAAAGAAUGAAACAAGCUAUACUAACCAAUCAUAUUACUGUGUAUACAUAAUACUUCAGACUGAUAUAAACCAUUAUACAUCCCAUUACCAAUGUAUUCUGACCUGGAGACGUUAUUUGACCAAAUGGUACCAUAUACGUGUAUAUAUCUUACAGGAAUUGUAUAACUUGCUGCAACUGGAGUUGGAUUUAAGGAUAUAGGUUACCAUACCGUUACUCAACAUCUGUCAAAAGAGUUCUACAUGAAGAGAUAUAAAUUAAGGGAGAUAACUCUCGUGAAAAUCUAAGUUGAUGACAUGUAUCCUUAAGUUAAACAAUGUAUCGGUCAAGUCAACUUGUGAUAAAAUUGACAAAGCAUGGUCGUAUUUUUCCAGUUAAGGAUCUCAAGAUUAAAGAUUAGAAUUUUCAUGCCAAAAAUAGCCAGCUUAGUUUGGAUUUUAUUCUUAUUAUUCUAUAUACAUAUAUCAUUAUACAUAUUUCAUCUCUAAUUCUCUGUUGAUAAACAAUGUUCGAAAUAAAUAUGAGUCAAAUUGACCAACUGAUGAAAACAUGAUAUUUAAAUUUUGCUUUCGCAUUUUUAAAAAGAAAACUGUGUUGCUAAUUAUUCUGUCAAUUCAGUAAGAAUAAGUUGUGUUAAUUGUGAUUUAUGCAUGUUGAACUUUAUUUUGUUAUGAUUACAUACCAGUAUGUAUUUUUCAUUUUUUAAUCUUGAAAAUCAUAUAAUUUGCAUUUUAGUAUUUGAAGUUCACAAAAGUAUCAUUGACACAAAUUAAAUUGGCAUUUCUGUUGAAUUCUGCUUUAUUUCAGUGGAUGACAGAUGUUGGAAAGACGUUUGUCAUUCCAGAUUUGCACUAGGUCAGGUGUCCUGAAUUAAGAUCGUGUUUUCAGUUGUAUGUUCAUUGCUAUUGAGAUGAUAUUUCAAUAAACAACAAUUUGAUGAUAA
Molecule: messenger RNA, 9433 nt
Organism: Pecten maximus
Lineage: Eukaryota; Metazoa; Mollusca; Bivalvia; Pectinida; Pectinidae
Product: dystroglycan-like
Biological process (GO): nerve development; axon guidance; muscle attachment
Cellular component (GO): dystroglycan complex; sarcolemma; dystrophin-associated glycoprotein complex
Molecular function (GO): laminin binding; calcium ion binding
Source: RefSeq, a predicted model, not a curated record